Molecule: messenger RNA, 801 nt
Organism: Humulus lupulus (European hop)
Lineage: Eukaryota; Viridiplantae; Streptophyta; Magnoliopsida; Rosales; Cannabaceae
Exons: 2
Coding region: 1-801 (266 amino acids)
Source: RefSeq, a predicted model, not a curated record
AUGCCUUCCAAUGACGCAUUUGACCUGUACAGCCAACCUAAAACCAUUGCUCCUGCGAGCAGAAAGAAGGGCAACAGGCGGCAUCCUACGGAAAGCAGUAGCGACCCUCAAAAGAAAAUGGCUCGGACUGAGGAUCCUCCUGGACCUGUACCUUCCAAGGAAACUACUCCUCCUCCAGCUCCCAUCGACCAGACUCUUCCACCAGCUCCCGUCGACCCAACUCCUCCCGCUCCUGUCAACCCAAUGCCUCCUGACCAAUCAGGCAAAACUCAGGCCGAGGCUGUUCCAAGCACAGCCUACAACUCGACCAAUGAGAAAUUGAAGAAGCUAUCAAGACAGGUAGUUUUGACCCUGAGUACAGGCUGGCAUCCCUUGGAGGAGUCGUCUGCCAAGCAAGCUGAAGAAAUUAGAGAUGUCGAGGGAAGACUUACCGAGCAGCUCAAAGCAGUGGAGGGAAGACUUGCCGAGCAGCUCAAAGCUGCCGACGAUAGACACGCCCAACUGGUCGAGGAGCUAAGAGUAGUUGAGGAGAUAAAUGCCCAACUGGGUGAGGAGCUGAAGCAACAUAAGGAGACUUUGGUCAAAGUCAUUGAGUCAAAAGAGAGGUACAAGGAGUCUUCAGUGUUGAACUUCAAAGAGGCCUCCAAACUCCAAGACGAACUGGCGAUCAACCAGAAAGAAACUGCUGAGCUGGAGGAGCGAGUUAAAUUGCUUGAAGAAACCAACACUAGUGAUUUGGAGCGGUUCAAGGGAGCAACUUCAACUGCUCUUAUAUGUUCUGGAAAUAGAACCGCGAGGUGA